Messenger RNA from Camellia sinensis, 1305 nucleotides. Lineage: Eukaryota; Viridiplantae; Streptophyta; Magnoliopsida; Ericales; Theaceae. The record is from RefSeq and is a predicted model, not a curated record.
AUUAACAGUUUGCAAGUCUCCAAAAAUGGAGAAGCCCAAACAAUCCCUAAACUAGUUAAAAAGCCCAAAGCCUUGCUGCUUCUCACUGCUCUUCGCGCUCCUCUCACGACCGCCGUUGUCUCCUCUCCUCCUCCUCGUCCGCUUCUUCUGACAGCGCCAGGAAAGAAGUUUAAAGCUUGAACCACAAAAUGGCACGGACAAAACCGCGUAAACGGAAGCGUAGAGAAGAGAAAUAUGAUACAGAAGACAUAGAACAGUUUAUGGUAGAGGAAAUAGAUGGGGUAAUGGGUAAAGAGGAGAUAGAAAAUGCACCAGAUGAAGAGAAAGAAACAGAAAAUGUAGACGAACUUGCCGGUAUUCCGAUUCAACCAUAUGAUCACAAGGCCCAGACUGGGGCCAUUUUCAUUCUUGAGAAGGCUUCUUUGGAAGUUGCAAAACUCGGAAAGUUUUACCAGCUUUUGAACUCAGAUCAUGACAAAUUUCUGAGAAGUAAUAACAAAAAUCCUGCUGAUUACCGGCCAGAUAUUGCUCAUCAGGCUAUCCUAGCAAUUUUAGAUAGCCCCCUAAAUAAAGCUGGGAGAUUACGAGCAUUGUAUGUGAAAACGGAGAACGGUGUUUUAUUUGAAAUUAAACCAUAUGUUCGUAUUCCGAGGACAUAUAAGCGCUUUUCUGGUAUGAUGUCGCUGCUGCUACAAAAAUUGAGUAUAACUGCUGUUGGUGAGAGUGAAAAACUAUUGCAUGUGAUCAAGAACCCGGUGACACAAUAUUUACCGCUCAACUCUCGUAAAAUAGGCUUCUCCUAUAGUUCAGAAAAAUUGGUUGAUAUAAGAGACUACUUGGCUGCUGUUAGCGAUGAUGUGAAUUUUGUUUUUGUGGUUGGUGCAAUGGCCUAUGGGAAAAUUGAUAUUAAGGAUUAUGCAGAUGAUUUUAUCUCAAUUUCUGGUUAUCCAAUGAGUGCAGUAGGCUGUAUUUCCAGAAUUUGUGGUGGUUUGGAGCACAAGUGGAAAAUCUAGUAAGCCCAGCAAUCAGUCAAAGUAUCAUCUACAUAUUCGGCGCUUUACAUCUCAUUUUGUGGUGUUAUAUGUAUUCAUUUGGUGCCAUGAACCAAGGUUCUGUGGAAUUUUGAAUCAUAGCAUGUUUCUUCCAAUUUUCAAUUUUUUCGAAGUAGGUAUUGUUAUCUAUCCUGCACUUGUAAUAUGAUUAAGGAACAUAAAUUUUUAUGUUUAUUUAUGCUUUAUUAUUUUCAAAUGAUUGAUGUAGAAAAUUUUCAUUGAAGUUUUUUAUGUUCUUACGAAGCUUUAACCA